GCAUUGUAAGUUAUAACCACACAUCCACAAAGCUUAUCCAACAUUGGUGCUGUGCAUCAACACUUCAUUCAUCCCAAAACAUAGCUGGGUUCUGCUAAGAAGUUAGAGAUGUUUGGGCAACUCUCACACGAGCUUGAGAUAAACGUGCCCGCUAGUGAAGCCUGGGAGCUUUAUGGCACGCUUCGGUUGGCAAAACUUCUUGAAGAAGACGGAACUCUCAUUCAGAAAUUUGAGGUCACUGAAGGUGAUGGAGGGAUUGGGACCAUUCUCAAGUUAACAUUUCCACCAGGCACACCUGGAUUUACUUAUUACAAAGAGAAGUUCACAAAGCUUGACAAUGAGAAACGCUUGAAAGAAGCAGAGGUGAUUGAAGGAGGAUAUCUUGAAUUAGGCUUUACUUUUCAUCACACUCGCUUUGAAGUCAUCGAGAUGGACAGUGAUACAUGCAUGGUGAGAACCACAAUUGAGUAUGAUGUCAAGGAAGAGGCUGCUGCUAAUGCAUCAUAUGCCACCAUCGAUGCAGUGGCAAAACUUGCAGAGCUCGCCAAAAAUCAUCUCAUCAAAAACAAAGCUUCUAAAGAUACACAUUAAUUAUGAAUCUUUGCAAUUUAUUGGUGAAAUACAACCUUAUUAAAUAACAAACUUGCUAAUUGUGGUAUUGAAUAACUUUUUAUGUAUUUAAAUGUUUCAAAUUGGUCAA
This is a messenger RNA of Quercus robur (English oak), 700 nucleotides long. RefSeq names its product norbelladine synthase-like. The transcript has 2 exons. Gene Ontology annotation, cellular component: cytoplasm; nucleus. Bases 109 to 591 code for a protein of 160 amino acids. Gene Ontology annotation, biological process: defense response; abscisic acid-activated signaling pathway. The record is from RefSeq and is a predicted model, not a curated record. NCBI's taxonomy places the organism in Eukaryota, Viridiplantae, Streptophyta, Magnoliopsida, Fagales, Fagaceae. Gene Ontology annotation, molecular function: protein phosphatase inhibitor activity; signaling receptor activity; abscisic acid binding.